This is a messenger RNA of Pleurotus ostreatus (oyster mushroom), 2574 nucleotides long. RefSeq lists its product as uncharacterized. NCBI's taxonomy places the organism in Eukaryota, Fungi, Basidiomycota, Agaricomycetes, Agaricales, Pleurotaceae. The coding region runs from base 1 to 2574 and encodes 857 amino acids. The transcript is spliced from 6 exons. Gene Ontology annotation, molecular function: nucleic acid binding. The record is from RefSeq and is a predicted model, not a curated record.
AUGGCGCGAGGGGACAAUCGUGGUGGGAAAGGAUCCGGAAGAGGUGGAAGAGGUGGAGCAGGAAGAGCCCGCGGUCAAAACUUUGGCAAGAAGCGGGGCGGAGGCAACUUUCGUGGUAGAGGUCGAGGUCGAGGAGGGGGGCUUGGUUAUCAAGAUACGGAUGUGAUGGAUUUCGUUCUUCAGCGAUGGGACGAUACGGAAAAUGCGAGAGGAUCACCGUCGUCCGGCAGAGGGUCUGUGACGAGGAAUCCGAACGCCGGCGCGGCGAUUCCUACAUCGGGCGCCUCCACUCCACGAGGGCGUGGUCGAGGAAGAGGUCGGGGAGGCAUGCUGCGCGCGGAUGCACCGCUAUCCAAACUCCUUUUCCAAGAGCGCCCUUUGCUUCGUCCUAUAAAGUUUGUCAAGUCAGUAAAUACACCAACACUCUUCCAGGAUGAAGAGGAAGUGUUCAAACCUGGGGUUGAGUCGGCUGGGGAUGAGGAAGCCAGCCAUGUCCCAACAGCAGAUCAAGUCGCAAGAGUCUUCAGUGGCAGUUUCCCUAGAUUAGAGGAUGGCGAACUGGAAGAGAUAGACUUUCAGGAUCUCCACAAACUCGCUCUGGUUCCCGAGUCGCAGGUCACCGAAACGCAAACCGUCAUGGAGGAAACUUUCACCGGUGUGCUAUCGACAACAGAAGGCUUUUUUGUUGAUACAACGCCUUCUGUUAACAAGGAUACCUCCAUUAAAUACGACACCGUCACCCUUGAAACUGCACCUUUGGGCGAGAAUGAUGAUGAUGACGAGCAGAUCGUCUACGUUGCUCCUCAUCCCCGAGUUUCUACUCGGGCACACUCUCCUUCGAUACAACAUCCCAUACCGCCGAUUACUACUGAGCCUUUCAACACCGUCGCCGCUGCCCCGUUACCAGAGGUAAUCGACGUUCCAACAACGCAGCUAUCGACAGCAUCUUUCGAUUUCAACUUUGCUCCUAGUCCACGCAAACAACCUCGGCAUGCCCCGGUCUUCACUGCCAGUGCGCGGUCAAAGGCAGUAGUGAAGCAAAGGACACGACUUGGUCGAGCGAUGAAGCGUAAGCAGAAGUCCGGCGGAUUCACCGCGUUUGGCGCCAUGAUGUCCGAAGCACAGUUGAGAGGCGAGGAAAUCAAAGAUCCACGUUGGGAAGAGAGGAGAAGAGGGGAUUCUGAUAUAGAUUGGGGCGACGAAGAUGAGAACGGCGCUGUGGAUGAAGUAUCUAGUGGCAUUGGGGGUAUGGAUCUGGACCCGGAUCUAGAGUUGGAUGCGAACGCGAUGAAGUCGUUCGUUAAGAGCAUGAGUGCCGGAGCUAGCAAUCAUGUCACCAUGGACGAUGUGGCAGACGCUGAAAUGAUCAGAGAAGAGGAUGAAGCGGAGGAGAGAUCGGAAGAUGGCGGUAGCAGUCAAGAUGGAAGCAGCGAGGAUGAGGACAAGGAGGUCGACGCGGCCGUAAAUGCAGAGGAAGAGCUUAUCAUUUCGGAGGCUCUUGAUUUGGACAUGGAGAAUGAAGCCGCCAGUGGCGACGAAGACGACGAAGACCUCUCCGAUGAAGAGGAGGAUGAGGAUGGCUCCGAUUUAGACCCAGGUGGCAGCUUCCAAGCACGCCUGACCCGCAUUAGGGCGAACUCGAAAGGGAAACAGCGUGCCCGAGACGCGGACGUCGACAGCGAUGACAAUACGGACGAGGAUCUGGGGCAGACUCGCGCCCAGGAAGAUGAUGACUUCAUUGCACGUAUAGAGGAAAUGUUGGACGAGAACGUUGAUAUUCUGAAUGCUCACGACCGCAAGCAAAGAAAAUCAUUCUUCAAGGCCAUACAUGAUGGAGACUUUGACGACGUAGUUGGAUAUAAUACUCCAAAACGUGCGAAAGACAAAGGCAAGGAUCUUCCACCAGAGUUGGCUGCUCUGUGGGAGAAAGACCGACAGAGGAAAGCAGAGAACAAACGCCUUCGACGGCAAGCACAACUUGAAUUUGCAGCAGAUCCCUUUUCCAACAAGAAAGGCGGGAAGAAAGGACAAAAAGCUGUCCUUGCCGCCGCCAGACUCGACCCUACGAGUGUCUCCAUGCCUAACCGCAUUAUCGACAUGCAGACGCUGGAGAACAAGAUCAGACAGUUCAUCGCGAAUAUCGGUGGCCCGAGGACGAUGUCACUGCCACCUAUGCGGAAAGACCUUCGAAAGAUGGUACAUGAGAUGGCUUUGGCCUUUAACCUGAAAAGCAAGAGUGAAGGGAAAGGCGAUGCGAGGUAUACGACGCUGACCAAGACGACGCGCACUGGCGUUGCAAUAAACGAGUUCAAAGUCAGCAAGAUCGUUCGUAGGUCUGGGGGACGUGGGUUCACGGCACCCCCGCGAAACGGCAACACCAAUCAAAUGAAAAUGAAGGAUGGCGAUGAAGUUGGGAAGGCUGCGCCGAAGAUUGGUGAAUCGAACAUAGGCUUCCAGAUGCUGGCGGCGAUGGGAUGGUCGCAGGGAGAAAGGAUCGGCCUUUCUGGGGGCUUGGAAGAUCCUUUGACUGCGAUCAUGAAACGCACGAGGCUUGGAUUGGGCGCGACAGUGUAA